UUAUUUUUUUCAUACUCUCACCCAAUUCUGGGCAUCAUACAAACUAAAAUAUAGUACAACAAAUCGAUCUCAAUCAAAAUGGACAACAAAGCCUUUGAGAAACACAACUCAUUGCCGCAAUUGGCUGAUUUUCAAAAUCCAGAACCAGAACAAACAGCAAUUGGGCAAAAGGAACCAGAUAAAAAAUAUAAUUAUUUAAAUUUGUAUCGCUAUUCCACAUGUUUUGAACGUUUUAUGAUGAUAUUGAGUAUGAUUAUUGCGAUGGUGGCAUCGGCUUUUAUACCAUAUUUCAUGAUCAUAUAUGGAGAGUUCACAUCUGUGUUAGUUGAUCGCACAGUUGCCGAGGGUACUUCAUCUCCCACAAUUCUAUUGCCCCUAUUUGGGGGUGGCAAAAGAUUAACAAAUGCCAGCAGAGAGGAGAAUAAUGAUGCCAUUAUCGAGGAUUCUGUGGCCUUUGGAUUGGCCAGUUUGGUUGGUUCGGUGGCCAUGUUAAUAUUGGUCACAUUGGCCAUUGAUAUAGCCAAUCGGGUGGCUCUCAAUCAAAUUGAUCGCAUACGUAAGCACUUUUUGGAGGCAAUUUUAAGACAGGAUAUAUCCUGGUAUGACACCACAUCGGGAACAAAUUUUGCCAGCAAAAUGACAGAGGACUUGGAUAAACUGAAGGAGGGCAUUGGUGAAAAGGUGGCCAUAGUUACCUUUUUGUUUAUGACCUUUAUCAUUGGCAUUGUUGCCUCAUUUGUCUAUGGCUGGAAAUUGACAUUGGUGGUACUGACUUGUUGUCCCGUCAUCAUUUUAGCCGGCAGUGUGGUGGCCAAAUUCCAAGGCAGUUUGGCCGAAAAGGAAUUCAAGGCCUAUUCAAAUGCUGGAAAUGUGGCCGAAGAGGUUUUCAGCGGCAUUCGCACUGUGUUUGCCUUUAGUGGCGAGCGAAAGGAGAACGAACGAUUUUCGAAACUAUUAAGUCCCGCCGAGGCAGUGGGCAUUAAAAAGGGUCUAUAUUCGGGCUUAGGUAGUGCCAUCAAUUGGCUGAUUAUCUACUGUUGCAUGGCCCUGGCCCUUUGGUAUGGUGUUGGACUCAUUCUGGAUGAUCGUUAUCUAGAUGAUCGCACCUAUACCCCAGCUGUCUUAGUCAUUGUACUCUUUGCCGUGAUUAUGGGUGCCCAAAAUCUUGGUUUCGCCUCACCACAUGUCGAAAGUUUGGCCGUGGCCACGGCUGCCGGACAAAAUCUCUUUAGUAUUAUUGAUCGCAAAUCGGAAAUUGAUCCCAUGUCGGAUGUGGGACAAAAACCACCGAAAAUCACAGGACGUCUACGUUUCGAGAAUAUACAUUUUCGCUAUCCGGCACGUCAAGAUGUGGAAAUUUUAAAGGGGCUCACUGUGGACGUUGAACCAGGCCAAACUGUGGCCUUCGUCGGUGCCUCGGGCUGCGGCAAGAGCACUUUAAUUCAACUAAUGCAGCGGUUCUAUGACCCCGAAGCUGGCAGCGUCAAACUGGAUGGACGAGAUCUGCGUUCACUGAAUGUGGCUUGGUUGCGUUCGCAAAUCGGUAUUGUGGGCCAGGAACCUGUUCUGUUUGCCACAACCAUUGGCGAGAAUAUACGUUAUGGUUAUCCGGAAGCCACCCAGGCGGAUAUCGAGCAGGCUGCUCGUAACGCAAAUUGCCAUGACUUUAUAUCGAAACUUCCUAAAGGCUAUGACACGCAGGUGGGCGAGAAAGGUGCCCAGAUGUCAGGUGGUCAAAAGCAACGGAUUGCCAUCGCUCGUGCAUUGGUGAGAAAUCCAAAAAUCUUAUUACUUGACGAGGCAACUUCCGCAUUGGACCCCACCUCCGAGAAGCGUGUACAGGGUGCCUUGGAAUUGGCCAGCCAGGGAAGAAGUACCCUGGUGGUGGCUCAUCGUCUCUCUACAAUUACGAAUGCCGAUAAAAUUGUCUUUGUCAAGGAUGGCAAAGUGGCCGAACAGGGUACACAUGAUGAGCUAAUGGCACAACGCGGUCUAUACUGUGAGCUGGUUAACAUUACCAAACGUAAAGAGGCCACAGAGGCAGACGAGAACCUACCCACAGAUCGUAUGUUGGUGCGGCCUGAAAAUUCCUCCUCCGAGGAGGAAGAGGAUGACGAUGAAGAAGAUGAUGGACAACCCCAAUUGGAGGUCAAUAGUAGUCGAGAAAGUGGCAUGAGGAGCAGCACUCGUCGUAAACGUCGCAACAAGAAGAAAAAGGCUGAGAAACCAAAAAUAUCCUUCCUUAAUCUCAUGAGACUUAAUGCCCCUGAAUGGCCUUUCAUGGCUGUUGGAUGCGUUGCCUCUGUUAUGCAUGGAGCAACAUUUCCACUAUUUGGUUUAUUCUUUGGUAAUUUCUUUGGCAUCUUGUCCAAUGACAAUGAUGAUUACAUACGUUCCGAGACCAUCGAUGUUUCCAUAAUAUUCAUUGGCAUUGGUUUAUUGGCCGGAUUUGGAACUAUGCUGCAGACUUAUAUGUUCACCACGGCCGGAGUAAAGAUGACCACGAGAUUGCGUAAAAAGGCAUUCCAGACAAUUGUGUCGCAGAAUAUUGCAUAUUUCGACGAUGAAAACAAUUCCGUGGGUGCCUUGUGCUCACGUUUAGCUAGUGAUUGUUCCAAUGUCCAGGGGGCCACUGGUGCUCGUGUUGGCAUUAUGUUGCAAGCUGUGGCCACAUUAUUUGUGGGUUUGGUCAUUGGAUUCGUUUUCUCGUGGCAGCAAACUCUGCUCACCAUAGUCACCUUGCCAUUGGUAUGUCUCUCUGUCUAUCUGGAGGGUCGUUUCAUUAUGAAGAGUGCCCAAUCGGCGAAGGCGGCUGUCGAGCAAGCUUCACAGGUUGCCGUCGAAGCCAUCACAAAUAUACGGACUGUCAAUGGUUUGGGCUUGGAGCGUCAGGUCUUGAGGCAGUACACUGAUCAAAUCGAUCAGGUCGAUGCUUCUUGUCGUGCGAAGGUUCGUUUCCGUGGCCUGGUCUUCUCAUUGGGUCAAGCUGCUCCCUUCCUGGCAUAUGGCAUUUCGAUGUAUUAUGGCGGAGUUUUGGUUGCCGAAGGAAGGAUGAGCUAUGAGGAUAUUAUCAAAGUGGCUGAAGCUUUGAUAUUUGGCUCUUGGAUGCUGGGUCAGGCCUUGGCCUAUGCUCCAAAUGUGAAUGAUGCCAUCUUGUCGGCUGGACGUUUGAUGCAACUCUUCCAGGCCACAAAUAAACAGCAUAAUCCGCCACAGAAUCCCUACAAUACGGCUGAGAAAUCUGAGGGUGAUAUUGUCUAUGAAAAUGUUGGCUUCGAGUAUCCCACACGCAAGGGUACACCAAUUUUACAAAAUCUGAAUCUCACCAUCAAGAAAUCAACGACAGUUGCUUUAGUUGGUCCCUCGGGUUCGGGUAAAUCGACCUGUGUACAAUUGCUCUUGCGCUACUAUGAUCCCGUCUCGGGUUCAGUGAAUCUAAGUGGUGUGGCCAGCACAGAAUUCCCCAUGGAUACGUUGCGUUCGAAAUUGGGUUUGGUUUCCCAAGAACCUGUUCUUUUCGAUCGUACCAUUGCUGAGAAUAUUGCCUAUGGCAAUAAUUUCCGCGACGAUGUGCCCAUGCAGGAGAUUAUUGAGGCUGCGAAAAAGGCAAAUAUCCAUAAUUUCAUAAGCUCCCUGCCGCAGGGCUAUGAGACGCGUCUGGGCAAGACAUCUCAGCUCUCGGGUGGACAGAAGCAACGUGUUGCCAUUGCUCGGGCUCUGGUUAGAAAUCCAAAGAUUUUAAUAUUAGAUGAGGCCACCUCUGCCUUGGAUCUGGAGAGUGAGAAAGUGGUCCAACAGGCUCUAGAUGAGGCACGUUCGGGACGCACUUGUUUAACAAUUGCCCAUCGUCUGACCACUGUGCGAAAUGCCGAUUUAAUUUGUGUCCUCAAAAAGGGCGUGGUUGUGGAGCAUGGCACACAUGAUCAUCUAAUGGCACUGAAUGGUAUUUAUGCUAAUCUCUACUUGAUGCAGCAAGUUGCAGGUUAGAUAUAGUAUACCAAAACAAAAAACAACACAAAUUUCUUGUUACGUAUUAUAUUUAUAGAGUAGAAAA
This is a messenger RNA of Drosophila willistoni, 4054 nucleotides long. RefSeq names its product multidrug resistance protein homolog 49 (gene Mdr49). The coding region runs from base 79 to 3987 and encodes 1302 amino acids. The transcript is spliced from 8 exons. The record is from RefSeq and is a predicted model, not a curated record. NCBI's taxonomy places the organism in Eukaryota, Metazoa, Arthropoda, Insecta, Diptera, Drosophilidae. Gene Ontology annotation, cellular component: membrane. Gene Ontology annotation, molecular function: ATP binding; ABC-type transporter activity; ATP hydrolysis activity. Gene Ontology annotation, biological process: transmembrane transport.